Molecule: messenger RNA, 1340 nt
Organism: Condylura cristata (star-nosed mole)
Lineage: Eukaryota; Metazoa; Chordata; Mammalia; Eulipotyphla; Talpidae
Product: transmembrane emp24 domain-containing protein 9-like
Exons: 5
Coding region: 1-1017 (338 amino acids)
Biological process (GO): intracellular protein transport; Golgi organization; endoplasmic reticulum to Golgi vesicle-mediated transport
Cellular component (GO): endoplasmic reticulum-Golgi intermediate compartment; COPII-coated ER to Golgi transport vesicle; Golgi apparatus
Source: RefSeq, a predicted model, not a curated record
AUGGAUGGAGCCGACAGCAAAUCUUUCGGAGUUUCUGCGCGGAUAAAAGAGAAACGCGACCGGGAAGGCGCUCCGGAACGGCUGGUGGGGUGGGGGCGACUGGUAGGAUGGGGACGGUUGGUGGGGUGGGGCCGCCGGCUGUGCUCGAGUGGCUCCGCCUCAGAGUGGGUCGGCGGGAACGCACGGGGCGGGGCCGCGCUCGGGCUCCCGGGAAUUGUAGUCCACGCAGAUCGCUGUCUCCCCCUGGCCCAGCUCAGAGGCCCGCGGCACUUGCCCGGGAAAGUGGCGGGGGCCUGCGGGGCGCGAGGCUCUGGGCCCCAGGCCGGCCGCGAGCGGGAAUGGGGCCCAGCGCGAGUGCCCUGGCUGAUCCUGCCUCUGCUAUUCGGGCAGCUGCUGGCGCUGAUCGGCGGUGGGGAUGCAGUCUACCUCGAGGUCCGCGAGCUGGAGGAGAAGUGCUUCAUCCAGGAGAUCCCUGAUGGCACGGUGGUCAUAGGAAAGUACAAGACAGAGCUCUAUGAUCCAGCUAUGGAAAAGUAUCAGCCCUCCCCACAAUGGAUCAAUUUGUUCGUGUUUGUGAAGGACCCGGAGAACAAGAACCUUCUGGCCCGUCAGUAUGGCCCUCAGGGCAGCUUCACCUUCACUUCCCAGUCUCCUGGAGAGCACCAGAUCUGUCUUCACCUGGAGUCCAUCCGGUUCGCCCUUUUCUAUGAUGGCAAGCUGACCAUUCACUUGGACAUGCAGCUGGGUGAGCACACCAACGAUUAUGCAGAAUUUGCAGCCAACGACAAACUGACCCAGCUGCGUCUGCGCGUACAGCAGCUGGUGGAACAAGUGGGGCAGAUCCAGAAAGAGCAGGAGUACCAGAGGUGGCGAGAGGAGCGUUUCCGGCAGACCAGCGAGAGCACCAACCAGCGGGUUCUGUGGUGGUCCAUUGUGCAGACCCUCAUCCUCGUGGCCAUUGGUGUCUGGCAGAUGCAACAUCUCAAGGGCUUCUUUAAAGCUAAGAAACUGGUGUAGAUCGGAUCCCAGAGGCCUAGCCCCCAUUCACUCCCUUUUUGCUAACUGAUGGGGAAUGGCAGUCUGGUUAUCUCCUGGAAUCACGACCCCACCCAGCCCAAAGGGUUUCCUUGCUUUUGGCAGAGGGACAGAGAACCUCUUAGAACUGCUUUCUCUGUCGACUCUGGGAAGAGGAUGGGUUCCCAGCUAAAGACAGUGGGUGGGAGGAGUUCUGUGAAGCUGAGCAGAAGAGCGAAAGGGUAUCCCCAAUCACCUUAUUAAACAGGAUGAUUGAACUAUCCCAAGAUGGAGAAAUAAGAGUGAAUAUAAAUUAUAACCUCAGA